GAUGUGUGUAUUGUAGAAAGAGAAAGAAAGGUUUCUAGGGAGAGUAUGGAAGUUAAUUCAAUGAAGACCCAAGAAGACCAGUUUCAUAUAAUUCAUAAAGUCCCAUCUGGUGAUGGCCCUUAUGUAAAAGCUAAACAUGCUCAGCUUGUAGAAAGGGAUCAAGAAGGUGCAAUAGUGUGGUUUUGGAAGGCUAUAAAUGCAGGAGAUAGAGUAGAGAGUGCCUUAAAAGACAUGGCAGUUGUCAUGAAACAAUUGGAUAGAACUGAAGAAGCCAUUGAAGCCAUCAAAUCCUUUAGGGGCCUUUGUCCCAAAAGUGCACAAGAAUCUCUUGAUAAUGUUCUUAUUGAUUUGUUCAAGAAAUGCGGAAAAGUGGAUGAACAAAUCGCGUUAUUAAAGCAGAAGCUAAGGAUGAUUUAUAGAGGUGAAGCGUUUAAUGGUAGACCAACAAAGACCGCGAGAUCGCAUGGCAAAAAGUUUCAAGUCUCUGUGAGACAAGAAACAUCGAGAAUAUUGGGAAAUUUGGGCUGGGCCUAUAUGCAAAAAUCCAACUUCAUGGCAGCAGAAGUGGUGUAUAAGAAAGCCCAAAUGAUUGAUCCAGAUGCAAAUAAGGCUUGCAACUUGGGCCUUUGCUUAAUAAAACAAGCACGAUACGAUGAAGCAUGUUCAGUCCUCCAACAAGUAGUUAAUGGCGAGAUUCCGGGAUCCGAAGACAUUCGGGCCAGAAACCGGGCUUACGAACUGUUAAUGGAGACGGAAACAUGGAGACCCAUGUCAGAGUUGUUGCCGGACCUCCCUGGACUGGACCUAGAUGAAGACUUUGUUAAUGGGCUUGAAAAGUUAAUGAAUGUAUGGGCCCCCAAUAGAUCAAGAAGAUUGCCCAUAUUUGAACAGAUUGAAAACUUUAGAGACCAAAUAGCUUGUUGAUAUCUUUGAGUAUGUUUUCUAUUUAUUUGAAGGGUGGUGUUAAUAAAUGAGCUAAAGCUCAUAUUGUAAAGUCUUAGGGGUAAUAGUUGGUGUUCUGGUCAAUUCUUGUUGCUUUAAUCUCUCAAUCUAAAUUGCUUAUGAUGUAACAAACUAUAUUUAUCAUUGGCAGUACUAUAUAUACUUGUAUAAAAUUUUAUUAAGUUCUUUAAA
Erigeron canadensis is the source of this 1134-nucleotide messenger RNA. RefSeq names its product protein SULFUR DEFICIENCY-INDUCED 1-like. Gene Ontology annotation, molecular function: protein binding. The transcript is spliced from 4 exons. The coding region runs from base 46 to 924 and encodes 292 amino acids. The record is from RefSeq and is a predicted model, not a curated record. Lineage: Eukaryota; Viridiplantae; Streptophyta; Magnoliopsida; Asterales; Asteraceae.